Molecule: messenger RNA, 4441 nt
Organism: Pristis pectinata (smalltooth sawfish)
Lineage: Eukaryota; Metazoa; Chordata; Chondrichthyes; Rhinopristiformes; Pristidae
Product: ephrin-B2-like
Exons: 5
Coding region: 508-1515 (335 amino acids)
Biological process (GO): axon guidance; blood vessel morphogenesis; ephrin receptor signaling pathway
Cellular component (GO): plasma membrane
Molecular function (GO): ephrin receptor binding
Source: RefSeq, a predicted model, not a curated record
ACGUCCUGGAUCGUGAAAGUGACCAAGUGGGGAGCAGAGCGACAUACACAACACACACAUAACACACAGAGCGCGCUUGCAUGCGCGCACAUCGUCUCGUACGUCUGUUGACAACCCAUCGGACAGACUCGGGCAUCGCAAACAGCAAAGGUUAAAAGAGAAAAGAAGGGUUGCAACUGAAAUUUUGGCUCAUUCUGCUGUUGCGAUGCAAGCAAGUGCCUAGCUGCAAAAGAGUUGCAGCAAUUUACAGGAACACAAGGGGAAUGAGGAGGACAUUCUGCCGAGUGUGAGAUCCGGAACCCCCGCUCAGCAAACAACCCCAGUGGAUCAGUGGCGACAGGAGCGCCGGGGUCCAUUUCAAGUUUCGACGAGGCAGUCUCGGAUCAAAAGUGUGUUUUUGGUAAAAGGAUACCGUUGAGACCUUUGCGAGGAGUCGCACCCAGGACAAGGACAGGCAAAAAUAUAUAUAUUUAUACCAAUACUGUCGGAGAACAGUGAUCGGCGACGAUGGCGAUAAGGAACUCGCUUUGGAAAUACUAUUUGGGAGUUUUGUGCGUUUUCUGCAGGGUGGCUGUAUCAAACUGUGAAAUAUUGGCACCUAUAUAUUGGAAUUCCUCAAAUCCCAAGUUUCUACCUAGUAAAGGACUGGUGAUGUACCCGCAGAUAGGAGACAAACUGGAUAUUAUCUGCCCUAAGGUGGACUCCAGGAUUACUGGACAGUAUGAAUACUUUAAACUGUACAUGGUGUCAAAAGAUCAAGCAGACAACUGCAAUGCUGUGCCCAGCCCUACACCAUUACUCAAUUGCAACAAGCCAGAUCAAGAUGUCAAGUUUACCAUCAAGUUUCAGGAGUUCAGCCCUAACCUCUGGGGACUGGAAUUCAAAAAACAUGAGGACUACUACAUUAUUUCAACAUCAAAUGGUACUUUGGAAGGACUGGAAAACCGGGAAGGAGGAGUGUGUCAAACCAAAGCCAUGAAACUUAUAAUGAAAGUUGGACAAGAUGCAAAUUCUAUGGAACGAAAUGAAAAAGCAACCAGUGUUCCUGGAAAUGGACGAGAUGGCACCACGAGCAAGCCCACCCAAAAGACUGAGAAUGAAGGCGGGACACACUCAUUGAGUAGUGACAAUAAAUCUUCCACUCCACCCAAGGAUUCGGGUGAGAGCAAGUUCCUCAACUCCGAUGUGGCCUUAUUUGCAGGCAUUGGAUCGGGCUGUGUGAUCUUCAUCAUCAUCAUCAUUAUGUUGGUGGUUCUGCUGCUGAAAUACAAGAGGCGACACAGAAAACACUCUCCGCAGCAUACCACCACUCUAUCACUCAGCACGCUGGCCACCCCUAAGCGGGGAGGUAAUAAUAAUGGUUCUGAACCCAGUGACAUUAUCAUUCCAUUAAGGACUGCAGACAGCGCCUUUUGUCCACAUUAUGAAAAAGUCAGCGGAGACUAUGGACAUCCUGUGUAUAUCGUCCAGGAGAUGCCACCACAGAGCCCGGCAAAUAUAUACUACAAAGUCUGAGAUAAGAGGACAGAAGCUAGUUUGGGAUCCUGAAGAAUACUCUUGGCCUGUUGCAACCUGGGUCUUCUGCUGAAAUUAGUGGUGACUCUUUCUCUUUGCACCAGGAUUGACUUUAAAUAUGUUGGAGAAUUAAAGGGGAAAAUGGAAGCUUUGCAGGAAAUUCAGCUGAAGAGAGAGCUGGUUAGUGUCUAUGGUUUGUGUAGGAAUCUGCUUAAAGUUAAAUACCAGGAGCAGGAAGUUGGAGGACAGUUGAGUCAGGGACUCAACCAAACUGUUCCACCUUCUACUUUCACCAUUAAUUUAUGGACCACAUUGUUACAAACAUACCAGGAAGCAAAAUGCAAAUAGAUGUUUGAACUAUCUAUCACUGUAUUUAUAACCAAUAAGGUUUUACGCUUUGGAUAUUCAGCAAUAGAAAAUAGUCAGUCUGUACUUUCCCUAGACUGUUAACUUUUAUAUUAACCGGAUUUCAUAAAUCCACCUCUGUCCUUGUUCUUGUGCUUUUGAUUUUUACUCCCUCUUAUUGUUUUCCUGCUACCAGUAUUACUUAUUAACCUGAAGGCCACUUUGCCUUCGAACACAAUCACUAGAACUUCAGGAACUUUGUAGAACGUACCACAACACUAACCUUAAUUAAACAUCCCAGUCACCAGUGGUAGUAGACACACAGCAGCUACAUUUUAAUCAGUUAUACAGAAAGAUGUGGGGACACAUUACAAAUGAGCAGGAGACUACGAGUUUACCUGUGACAUUUAACUGCAUUUGCAGUUGUAUGCUGCUGCCUUUUUGAAUCUGAGAAGGAAGUGUAGAGAUAUAGAUUAUUUAGGGAGCACUUUGGUACUAAAAGUUCCAAGAUGUAGACUGGUAGACAUGGUGACAAGCACAGUGCUGUAGGGCUGCACUUUAAAUGAACUAAAAUAAUUAUUUUGAGCAAAACUGAUAGAGAGAGGAAAAAAGUGAAAUGCCUCAAUAUGCAUGAUGCAUUAUUUGAGGUAUUAAAGGGAAGGGCCCACAUCAGUGAAUAAGGGCAUCAGUGGGGCUAGUUCAUGAUGCUCUUAAGAACAGUGCAACAGUGAUAUUGACACACUGAGGAAAUAUACUGCCUUACAGUUUGAAUCCUUUAAUGCUUUGUAUGAAUAGACUGUGGAGCAGUCUCCGUAUUACAUGGUACAGCUUCUCGUACUGUAGCUGGCAUAGCUCUGCAGCUUGAGUGACCUUUAAGGGUUAUCCUUGAAAUACUCAUUAGACAAAAAAAAAUACUCUACAUAAAGUGGACAAGGGAGUAGAAGGAACCAAGUGAUUAAAUACCAGACCUGGUCAGUAGGUUAUUAUGGGUCAAUUUUUGUAGUCAGAAUUGCUCUGUAAGUAUGCAUUGUGGGUGGGUGAAGACCAUUUGAACAUUAGACUAUCUGGAUAAUCAGAACACAGCCGCAAAAUGUUUGGACAUUUGCCUCUGGGAAUGGAAUCUAGUUUCCAUAAAUAUAUGACUAAAAUAGAGUCCUCAUAAGACUUCUUAAACAACAAAAGAUGAAAAUAAGUCCUGCUUCAUAUUUGCAAAGAACUAAAGGACUUUUUAGCCCUGAUCUAUUUAGUGUACACUUGAGCCUAAUUUUAAGAAAAUACUUUUAAAACAAUAGUGGCCUGGUAUUGUCAGUGUCUGUUUCAAAAUCAUCUUCAGUCCUGGGGUGAGCUGCAGCACAGAGCGUGUUAUUAAUCUCCAUCCUGUGAUAUCCUGCAGCUUAAAAUUCAAAGAUCACACAGAAGUAGCUGUAUGAAAAGUCGGUCUCAGGAAUCCCAAAAGGGAACCUACAAAAUGGUUGCCCAACCUAAUCCUUGAACCUGAAAAUUAUGUUAGCAACAAAAGUGAGGCACUUUUGCAUAUACUUAGGCCGUUGCUAUGGUGAUGAAGUACAUUACAUGUGCGUCUGAUUCUCUACCAUUUCCAUGCAAAGUGUUAUUUUUGUGGGCCUUUGGGACAAUGACAUAUUAGCAGAGACACUUCUCGGUUGUACAAGAUCGUGUUUGUUCUUUAUGAGGUAUUUUAUGGGUUAUCUGCGUCUGGCUGUGUUGUCAUUUUAAAAUAGACUGUGUGAAUGGCAGGUGAAUUUCAAAUUUAAAAAUAAAACUAAUGUGGGAGUUGACGGGAUUCCUGGUUUAUAGAAUGUGCAGUGGUUGUGUCCAAUGUAGAGUAAGGCACUUUAAACUGAUCGCUUAUGGUUCGUCUUACUCAGCUCCAUCCCUCCCAAAACUAAUGUCACUAUAACUGCCUUGCAGACACAAUCAUCCCUCUCACCUGGUUUUAGAAGUUGCACCACACAGUAAACUGAUGCUAGUUGUGAAGCUGUAAAUACGUUGGAUAUUUUCGUGUAUAAGGAUUUGGGCAGGGCAGGAGGAGAGAGUUAAAAUAGCCUUAUCCACCUUUUUAGUAACAGAAGUUCACAAUAGAGCAUGAACCUGAUUUUUCCCUCAAGUAAAAUGUUUUGUGUAAAUAGAAGAUUUUUUUUAAAACAAAUUCUAAGGAGGAUGUUUUGUAUAAAAUCUGAACUUUUUGCAACGUAUUUUUAGCUAUAGCUUGUUUUCAAGGCAGUGUCAUUCCCCUUUGCACUGUUUAAAAAUGGAGAUAAAAGAAAAUUGGUAAAUUUACCAAAUUGACCACUGCAUAUUUGUGCCAUGAAUAUUUAUUUAAUUGUUCCUUUGUCCAGUUUGUACACACAGUAUUAUGCUUGCUUUAUAAAUAUUGAAUGUUGCUUUUCCUCAUGUUCCCCCCUUUUUGUAAUCUGUUCUUUCAAUCAUCUUUUUCUGAAGUGUUUAAUUUUCACCUUCGCUCCCCUGCUGUCCAAGAAAAAACAAACAAAAUUAAAAUCACAUUCCACUAGUCUGUUACAAACUGAAAUUGUUUUUAAAUAAAAGAUUUUUUUUCCUAUGG